GGCCUGCCCGCCGGAAGGUUGACGCGGAAACACUCGCACGCAGCGCGCCUGCGCAGGUCCAGGCCUUUGCGGUCGGUCGCGCGGAAAGUGGCGUGAAGAGCGGGUGUUUUGAGGAGACCCUGCGGCGAUGGCGUCUGGCAGCAGUUCCGAUGCGGCGGAGCCGGCAGAGUGGGCGGCGGCGCCCGCAGCAGCAGAGACGGAGGAGGAUCAGGUGAAGAGGCGGCGGCUUCAGUCCCUGGGCUUUGCGUUGGUGACGAGCUGCGACACCACGGUGGCUUCCACUUUCCUGUCGGAGAACAACUGGCAGACGGAAAAAGCGUUGAGCGCCUUCUUCGAGCAGCCAGAGAACGACCUAGCGCGGCCUCACCAGCCUCCGACAUCCUCCAAGUCCGAGGACUAUGUUGAUCUAACCAAUGAGGAUGCAAAUGAUACCACCAUUUUAGAAACCAGUCCAUCUGGAACUCCUCUAGAAGAUAACAGUACUAUCUCUUUCAUUACCUGGAAUAUUGAUGGAUUAGAUGGAUGCAAUCUCCCAGAGAGGGCUCGAGGGGUGUGUUCCUGCCUUGCUUUGUACAGUCCGGACGUGGUAUUUCUACAGGAAGUGAUUCCCUCCUACUGUGCCUACCUAAGGAAGAGAGCACGCACUUACAACAUUAUUACAGGUAAUGAAGAAGGAUAUUUCACAGCUAUAUUAUUGAAGAAAGGAAGAGUGAAAUUUAAAAGUCAAGAAAUUAUUCCUUUUCCAAAUACCAAAAUGAUGAGAAACCUUCUGUGUGUAAAUGUGAGUUUGGGUGGAAAUGAAUUUUGCCUUAUGACAUCCCAUUUGGAGAGCACAAGAGAACAUUCUGCUGAACGAAUAAAUCAAUUAAAAACUGUUUUUCAAAAAAUGCAAGAGGCUACAGAUUCAACUACUGUUAUAUUUGCAGGAGAUACAAAUUUAAGAGAUCAAGAAGUUAUCAAAUGUGGUGGUUUACCUGACAAUGUUUUUGAUGCCUGGGAAUUUUUGGGCAAACCUAAGCAUUGCCGGUAUACAUGGGAUACGAAAGCAAACGAUAAUCUCAGGAUUCCUGCCGCUUGUAAGCAUCGUUUUGAUCGAAUAUUCUUCAGAGCAGAAGAGGGACACCUUAUUCCCCAAAGUUUAGACCUAAUUGGGUUGGAAAGACUGGACUGUGGUAGAUUUCCUAGUGAUCACUGGGGGCUCCUGUGUACCUUGAAUGUAGUAUUGUGAAAAGCUUCCCAAAUUCCAGCUCUGUUGGCACUAGUUCUGAAUUUGUACAGAUCUCAACCUUUAGGAAAGCUAGGUCUAAUACAGAAGAAUUAAUAAACUGAAUGAUUAAUUCACCAAAAACAACUGACCUUUUACUUUGUAUCUUGUGUCCUCAGAGUUAAGAACCGUGUUUGUAACAGAUCAAAGCAUGCUUAUGAUCAGAAUGUGUGGGCUUUUGUCUACAGGACAUUGCCUCUCUCUUGCCUUGUAACAGACUCAUUGUGCCAUCAGGACUUCAAGUAAUGGCUGAUAUCUCAGGACUCACUCUUUUUUGAAUUUACUAAGAGAAAAAGUAAGCCAUUGCAUUCUUGAGACCGCAUUGUCUUACAUUCUGUAAGUUCGGAAACUUAAGUGAAAAAGCCAUGACCAUCUGUAGUAAAGGAGAGGACAGCUGUUGUAUAGCAGAGUUAAUUUGUCAGCUGUAGUAUAUAGUGACUACAUGAUGAAUUACAUUUGCACUUUGAAUUCCAGUGCCUGUUCUGAUGUGUGUUAGUGAUUUGCUGAUAACAGAUAACGUUCAACUUGACAAUGAUUGGAUCCAGCUUAGCAACAUGAGGAUUUUUUUUCUAAGAGGAAAAUUCAGAAGAAAAGUAGCUUUCAGUUUAGUUACUGGUAAAAUGGAAAUACUUUGCAGAGACUGAAUAAAUAAUACUUUUUUUUGUAAAUGUUCUGUAAAGAAAUGUACCAUAAAUAAAGUGCUUUAUUUAUUUGUACACUAA
This is a messenger RNA of Rattus rattus (black rat), 1986 nucleotides long. RefSeq names its product tyrosyl-DNA phosphodiesterase 2 (gene Tdp2). The transcript is spliced from 7 exons. Lineage: Eukaryota; Metazoa; Chordata; Mammalia; Rodentia; Muridae. Gene Ontology annotation, cellular component: cytoplasm; PML body. The coding region runs from base 128 to 1228 and encodes 366 amino acids. Gene Ontology annotation, biological process: double-strand break repair. The record is from RefSeq and is a predicted model, not a curated record. Gene Ontology annotation, molecular function: 5'-tyrosyl-DNA phosphodiesterase activity; protein binding; single-stranded DNA binding.